CUUUUUCUAUCAAUCUGUCCUUGUCUCAGCAAUGUGAUCGAAUUUGAGAAAUAGAAAAUAAAAAUUAUGAAAUAUUAUCAGGUCUUAUGAAAUAAAUAAGUCUCCCAUAAUAAUUAAAACUGGAUACCAAUCUUUGAGGUUAAACUUAACCUCAAAUUCAAUUUUAAAGCCGAAGAUGGGAAAAGUCAUGUCUAUGAUGGGUCGUCCUUUUCGGAAUUUUAAUAUUGAAAGUAGGGCACAUAAAAUUAUAUCGAAAGAUAAGCCAACUCCGGCACCUAAACACAAAAGUGAUCAACUAGAUUAUGAGAGAUUAAUAAAAGAAUACCCUCAAGAGUUUAUGGAAGGUCAGAAAAAACAUGAACAGUUGGAUAACUACUUAAAAGAUGUUUAUGUGACCUCACAUGACCCUAACCCAACACAAGAACAGAAAAUAAACCCUGACAGACCUCUUCCUCUUAAUAGGCGACAAGUUGAAGAUUUUGAAUAUGGAGUUAAAGAACCUAAAGAUAUUCCAGAAGGGAAAGCCACAUUGAAACAAAUACUUAAGUUUGUAACAGACCAUCAAAACGAUCAUCGAUUACAUAGUGUAGAAGCGAUUUCCAAGGAGUAUAAAAUACCUAAAGAAACCACAAAAAACGUUUUAAAAUAUUUUAAAGUUUUUGAAGUAUAUCUUCCUGAACAAAGAAAAGUUAGAGCAAAAUUUGCUGGUCCAAGUGUACCCAGAAUUAGAGUCACACCAAGACCUAGAAAGCAACUGCCAUCGGGAAAAGAAGACAAGGGGGACACCUGACAAUCUAGUUAAAAUUUAGUUCAAUUUAGUUUAUUUAUAGUAAAAAAGUAAAAAAAAAUUGUUGAAAAUAGCUACGCUACUUUA
Molecule: messenger RNA, 874 nt
Organism: Tribolium madens (black flour beetle)
Lineage: Eukaryota; Metazoa; Arthropoda; Insecta; Coleoptera; Tenebrionidae
Product: protein NDUFAF4 homolog
Exons: 5
Coding region: 176-790 (204 amino acids)
Biological process (GO): mitochondrial respiratory chain complex I assembly
Cellular component (GO): mitochondrion
Source: RefSeq, a predicted model, not a curated record